This is a messenger RNA of Nematocida homosporus, 177 nucleotides long. RefSeq lists its product as uncharacterized. The transcript has a single exon. Lineage: Eukaryota; Fungi; Microsporidia. The record is from RefSeq and is a predicted model, not a curated record. Bases 1 to 177 code for a protein of 58 amino acids.
AUGAAUGAUAUCUCAGUGGCAUUGAGACCUUUGUAUGAAUUGACGAAGAAAGGAGCAGUAUUCAGAUGGACUGAAGAACGAGAUAAGGCGUACAAGGAAGCGAAAAGGAAGUUGAUAGAAGCGACAGAAACAAUUAUUCCGGAUAUGAAUAAGAGGUUGGUGUUAGUAUUGGGUUAG